ACAAUGGAUGCUGCCAAUAAAUCAACUGUGUCUGAAUUUGUUUUGCUGGGACUCUCUAAUUCCUGGAAGCUACAAAUGUUUUUCUUCUUGGUGUUUUCAUUGUUUUAUGUGGUUACAGUGGUGGGUAAUAGUCUCAUAGUCAUCACAGUUAUAGCUGACCCUCACUUACACUCUCCUAUGUAUUUUUUGCUUACCAAUCUUUCAAUCAUUGAUAUGUCUCUUGCCUCCUUUGCCACCCCCAAGAUGAUUACAAACUACCUCACUGGACACAAAACCAUUUCUUUUGAUGGUUGCAUAACCCAGAUAUUUUUUCUACAUCUUUUUACUGGUACUGAGAUUAUUUUACUCAUGGCUAUGUCCUUUGACAGGUAUAUUGCAAUACGCAAACCCCUCCGCUAUGCUUCAAUCAUAAGUUCUCGGGUGUGUGUUGCUCUUGUGGUGGCUUCCUGGGUCGUGGGAGUCAUGCAUUCAAUGAGCCAGGUUGUAUUUGCCCUCACAUUACCAUUCUGUGGUCCAAAUAAGGUAGAUAGCUUUUUCUGUGACCUUCCUGUGGUGUUCCAAUUGGCUUGUGUAGAUACUUAUAUUCUGGUUCGCUUUAUGAUCUCAACAAGUGGUAUAAUUGCCUUGUCCUGCUUUAUUCUUUUAUUAAAUUCUUAUGUUAUUGUCCUAGUUACUAUCAAGCAUCAUUCUUCAGGAGGAUCAUCCAAGGCCUUUUCUACUUGCACAGCUCAUUUCAUAGUUGUCUUCAUGUUCUUUGGACCAUGCAUCUUCAUCUACAUGUGGCCACUAAGCAGCUUUCUGGUAGACAAGAUCCUGUCUGUGUUUUAUACCAUCUUUACUCCCAUUCUGAAUCCAAUAAUCUAUGCCUUGAGGAAUCAAGAAGUUAAGACAGCCGUGAGAAAACUGAAGAAUAGGUUUCUAAAUUCCAACAAGGCAACCCCUCAUUAACUUCAUUAACUUCUUGUUUUAACUUGAUAGGCAUUAAGUGCCACAGUUUUUGUAUACACAGCAUUGGUCACAGUCUUGUGUUAGACUCUUGUUUCAAGUGCUAUCAUCAAAUUGUAACUGCCAAGAAUUCGUGAGGGCACAAGGUAAGUGCAUUUUGGGAAAGUACUUUCAUUUAAAAGUUCAAAAUGGAUUUUAAAUUUCAGGAGAGCAAAUUGAAAGAAAAUUUCUUGCAGAUGCAAAUAGUAUCUAUAAAAAAUGUAAGGAACGAUGGUUUCAGUUAUGAGAUUUAAUAUUAAUAAUGCAUUAACUGGAAAAGAGGAACGAAGAAUAAGAAGAGGAAGGAUAAGUAACUAGAGAACUAGGAGACCAUGACAUUUACU
This is a messenger RNA of Loxodonta africana (African savanna elephant), 1328 nucleotides long. RefSeq names its product olfactory receptor 4K2. NCBI's taxonomy places the organism in Eukaryota, Metazoa, Chordata, Mammalia, Proboscidea, Elephantidae. The coding region runs from base 4 to 948 and encodes 314 amino acids. The record is from RefSeq and is a predicted model, not a curated record. Gene Ontology annotation, molecular function: G protein-coupled receptor activity; olfactory receptor activity. Gene Ontology annotation, cellular component: plasma membrane. The transcript has a single exon. Gene Ontology annotation, biological process: G protein-coupled receptor signaling pathway.